This is a messenger RNA of Micromonas commoda, 1327 nucleotides long. RefSeq lists its product with no specific name. Gene Ontology annotation, biological process: CAAX-box protein processing. Gene Ontology annotation, molecular function: metalloendopeptidase activity. Bases 55 to 1182 code for a protein of 375 amino acids. The transcript has a single exon. The record is from RefSeq and is a predicted model, not a curated record. NCBI's taxonomy places the organism in Eukaryota, Viridiplantae, Chlorophyta, Mamiellophyceae, Mamiellales, Mamiellaceae. Gene Ontology annotation, cellular component: endoplasmic reticulum membrane.
CGCCGGGCGGUCGCGCCACCGCCCCACCGAGAGACAGCGAGAGAGACGGACGCGAUGCUCGCGCUUGUGAACCCGGCGCGCGGUAUCGCGAGGCGCGGAAAGCCGCCGCCGCCGCCGCCGUCGUCGUCGUCGCCGUCGCACUCCUCGGCGCCGAGGCUUGCCAACGCGGUCGCGAGAUCCGCACCGCCCGCUCGCCGACGCGCGCGCCUCGCCGCGCUCGCGCGGCCCUUCCCCGUCGGCGAGGACGCCGCCUCGAAGUCGGCGAGCGAUGCGAGCGGCGCCACGAGCACGCCGAACCCGCCGCCGCCCCCGCCCGCGUCGCCGCCCGCGGCAAGACGGAGGGUCCGCGCCAGGGACUUUCGGCACCCGCUCGACCAGCAAAACACGCAGUUGCUCCAAGCCGUCCCGGGUCUGAGCCAAAUCACAAAGUCGCUCGUCACCCCCGUCGCGGAACAGAUGCUGGUGCUGGAGCAGAUCAGCACGUCCGUCCUCGUCGGCCCGGCGCAGCUCCCCCACGUGCACAAGCUCGUGCUGGACGCCUCCGCCGUCCUCGACAUCGACCCGCCGCAGCUGUACAUCCGUCAGAGCUCGCAACCGAACGCGUACACGCUGGCGAUUUCGGGCCGAGAGCCGGUGAUCGUCGUGCACACCGCGCUCGUCGAGCUGAUGACCGCGGCGGAGCUGCAAGCCGUCAUCGCGCACGAGAUGGGUCACCUCAAGUGCGACCACGGCGUGUGGCUCACGGUGGCCAACUUACUGACGCUGGGCGCCGAGAUUGCGCCGCUCAUGCCCGCAUUCGUGGCGGAUAACUUUCGCGACGGUUUAAUGCGUUGGGUUCGAGCCGCCGAGCUCUCGUGCGACAGGGCCGCGUUACUCGUCGCCGGGGACCCAAGGGUGGUGGUUUCGGUGCUCAUGAAGCUCAGCGGCGGGUGCCCGAAGCUCAGCGGGCAGCUCAACGUCGACGCCUUCCUCGAUCAGGCGAGGCGAUACGACGACGAGAGCUCGAGCCCGCUGGGGUGGUACCUCCGCAACGCGCAGACGCGGCAGCUGACGCAUCCGCUGCCGGUGGCGAGGGCGCGGGAGAUUGACGAGUGGGCGCGGAGCGAGGAAUUCGCGAGGUUGGGGAUCGAGCCGGCGCCGACGCCCGAGGAGCUGGAGCUGUGGAGUCCGGAGGCGGCGUGACACGAGACGAUGAACGGAUGGAAGGAUGCGUGCUCGAAGGCGACAUCCAUCCAUCUCCAUCUCGGGCGAGUCGCUGAUGCAACCCGCCGAUGAACCAUGUACGCGGCGACGCCGUCUGUAUCAAUACAAUCGAAAGAAUCGAAUC